Molecule: messenger RNA, 6410 nt
Organism: Marmota monax (woodchuck)
Lineage: Eukaryota; Metazoa; Chordata; Mammalia; Rodentia; Sciuridae
Gene: Mob3b
Product: MOB kinase activator 3B
Exons: 4
Coding region: 434-1084 (216 amino acids)
Biological process (GO): positive regulation of protein phosphorylation; signal transduction
Cellular component (GO): nucleus; cytoplasm
Molecular function (GO): protein kinase activator activity
Source: RefSeq, a predicted model, not a curated record
CCCCGUGGCGAUAGUAGAGCCCGGGAGGGUUGUGCGGCGUGCUGGGUGCAAGUGGGGGCUGCUUUGGAGCCGCGGAGACUGCAGCCGGAGCCCAGCGCGCGGACCAGAAAGUCCCUCGCGUGGAUCGGCAAACGUCGCCCCUUCUCCUGGAGCUCACCCUCUUUCUCUUGCUCCUGCUACUGCUGACCCGGCAAAGGGAGCCGACAGGGCCCCAGGCUGAAGGUAAAACCCCACGGAAGGAACAUGAAGUUCCCUUGGAUAUCACUGAAGAAGAAGAUGGGAGGGGCCAUUUAAGAGAGAUUAUAAGUUGGAGGCUGCAAGGCUGGGGCCAGAAGGCUGGCAGUGGAAAACGCUGUUGAGCUGUGAUCUCUCACUGAAAAGUUCCAAGUGCCUUUUUGCUUCCUGUAAAAGAAAGGAAGAGAAGGAGGAAACCAUGUCUAUAGCCCUGAAGCAGGUGUUCAACAAGGACAAGACCUUUCGGCCCAAGAGAAAAUUUGAACCCGGCACACAGAGGUUUGAGCUGCACAAGCGGGCUCAGGCGUCCCUCAACUCAGGCGUGGACCUGAAGGCAGCCGUGCAGCUGCCUAGUGGGGAAGACCAGAAUGACUGGGUGGCAGUGCAUGUGGUGGACUUCUUCAAUCGUAUCAACCUCAUCUAUGGCACCAUCUGUGAAUUCUGUACCGAGCAGACCUGCCCUGUGAUGUCAGGGGGCCCCAAAUAUGAGUAUCGGUGGCAGGAUGACCUUAAGUAUAAGAAACCAACUGCAUUGCCAGCUCCCCAGUACAUGAACCUUCUUAUGGAUUGGAUCGAGGUCCAGAUCAAUAAUGAGGAUAUAUUUCCAACAUGUGUGGGUGUUCCCUUCCCAAAGAACUUCCUUCAGAUCUGCAAGAAGAUCCUGUGCCGCCUUUUCCGAGUCUUCGUCCAUGUCUACAUCCACCACUUUGACCGGGUCAUUGUGAUGGGCGCAGAGGCUCACGUCAACACCUGCUACAAACACUUCUAUUACUUCGUCACAGAGAUGAACCUCAUAGACCGCAAGGAGCUAGAGCCCUUGAAAGAGAUGACGAGCAGGAUGUGUCACUAAUGCUCCAUCUCGUCCUUCGGAAGAAAGGAAAGCCGUUUCCUCCUGGAGCCCCAGGUGGACAGAAAGCGGACCUCCCUGGAUGAAAUGGUGCACCUACUUCCUGGAGCAGAAGAGGUGGAGUCGAUCAGUGACCCCCGAGAGACACGUUCCCCACUCACUUCAUGUGCUCUUAACCCUCUGAGUGCUGCUAGACCAGACCUGUGGACCAGAAGACCACAACAUGGAAGAAGGACCAGCCCUUGACCCUUCCGGCUCAGGAAUCGUCCAGGAGGGGCCUCUGCAUUUCCGUGCAUGUCAUGGUUCUGCCUGUGACCUGCCGCCUAAGCUUUACUGGAAUUCAGGUUUUAAGACUGAGAUGUUUAUUAGUACCUUUCCACUUACCUGUCUUGUCAGCCGGUUGACUUUUAGGUCAUUUGUUUUCUAAGUACCAAGUGAAUUUGGGAACUUUGGAUACACAGCAAGCCUUCCUUUUGGGUCUCUGAAAGCUCCCACUCUGAUCCUGUGGCUUCACAUUCUGCAGGGCUGUGGAGCUGUGAGAUCAGAAGCCCAUCUGGCAGCAUCCAUGCCAUUUCCCUAAGAAGCAGUUCUAUCAGGGACCACUCCAGGGCCUGGCUUGUCUCUGUUCCAAACAGGGUCUUCACAAUCUAACUCCAGGGAAGAGACUGGCCACUCGCAGAAAGCUAACAAGUUACCAGUUUGCCCUGAUCAGAAUGUACAUUUUUUUAGUAAGCAUCAUUCCCUGACUCUCCUAUUGAUAUUCUUUCCUGUUUCCCAGAAAAGAGAAAUAAAAGAAAGUUACAAAUGACCAAGAAUGGUCAGUAAGAUCCCUGAGCCACAUUAGUGCGGUGUUUGUUCUGUAAAGAGCAGGGAGUCCUGGCUGGACAAUUGGUUAUUUGGUGUAUGUCAGUGAUACACCCACUCUGUUGAUUUGUCACCUUACUCACUGGCUCUCUGAGCUUGAAACCCAACCAGUCUUCUUUCUCCUCUGCCAUGUUAUGGCACAAAAUUAACUCCUGGAAAGUCCCAUUGAUUGUGCCCAGUUACCAAGGUGGCAGUAGAGCUGGAACUAACUUUGUUAUUCCAUUUUUUUCCCCCAAUUUUUCUCUUUCAGUAGACAGAAUAACACAGUCUGCACUGUGCCCUGCCUUUUGAAACCUAACAUAGUUGUAAUUGAUGAAAUGUCGACUUCUCUGAUUCAUUCACAAAAACCGUGGUCCUGUCAGCCCAGCCUGUGACGAGGGGGUAAUAAUACUUCCAGUGAUAAUUUGAGUUUAAUGAAAUAUCUGUUGGUGGAGGGAAGUAGAUAAGAAUGUAUUAGCACACUUAAUAUAAUAACAAUUAAAAGAGAAAUGAGCGACUCUGGAUUUCUUUUAUUAUACAUAAUGUGUUAACAUCAUUUGUGGCUGCCGCGAAAGCCUAGAGGGCAUGAAAUCUCUGUCCAAACCAAGAAAGGGCUGACUGUGUGCACAGUGGCCUUCGACACUGACCCAACCACGUGGACAGAUCCUUGCUUCCUAUCUUAUAAACAUUGUCUCAUGGAACCCAGACGCUGCUACCUCUCUCCAUGUUGUUCACGCUGGUCAACAAUAAACUUUCUUUUUUCUCUUAAGUAACUUUGAGAGGCAAAAAUUUUUCUCAUCCUAAUUUUUGACUGGGAUGGGGGGAAACUGUCUUAAGGAUACAGAGGAAACAAGAGCCCCUAAUUCCUGAAAUGUGUAAUAUGCAAUACCACAUGGGAAAUGCAGGAUGGUGGGACAAAGAAAUGGAGCCCAUGCCCUUGAGAUUUUUGUACCAUGGAGAACCACAGGAUGUUUGCAUUUAGAAAGUUGAACAUGUUCCUGCAUUUCAAUGAUGCUUAAUCAAAUGGAAGGCUAGAAUCUGAAGACAUGUGUCAUUAAUAAAGUUGUUGUCUACUAACUGUAUGAAAUAAAUCUAAACAUCCAAACAUUUUUUUGAACUUCUUGAAACAUUCUCCUCAUGGCUAUGCGGCUAAUUGCACUAAUCAACUCUUCUAGAGUAAAUUCUAGAAAACUGCUCUUGUAGUUUUUAAUUACAGGAUGUUCCUAUUCUCACAAAACUUUGUUUGGCAAAUUCUAAGGAAAGUCUUCAUAGAAAAAAAAAAUUUUUAACUCUUUGGCCUGAUUUUGUCUUCCACAAAUCUCUUACUGCAAAUGGAGAAUCUGAGCUUCUGGAAGCCUCCAGAUUUCUACAUUCCUCUGGGUCAGAGACUGGCAACCCUGCUUCUUUCUCCCAACCUGGUCCCCUCUCCUCCUUGUUUUCCCACUUGGGUGGGAGCAGGGGGAGUGAAAAUUUCAAAGUUAAAAGAUUAUAAUGAGUAUCCUUAUGCCCUUAAGUGCAUCAAUUAACAUUUUGCCCCAUUUUCUUUCUUACCAUAAAUACAUGUUCUGAGUGUUCAAUCGUUUGAAAAUAAGAUAUAGCCAUCAUAAAACUUUAAGAUUCUUCAUCAAGCUCCUCUUAAUAUGACUCUUGCCCUGGUCAUCUUCAAUGUCAUUAUCACCUCCAAGAAACUGAACAUCAACACAAUCCCUGUUUGAAAUUCUUCAACUGUCUCAAAAUAUUCUUUAUAGUUUAUUUUUUUUUAAAUCUAGGAUUCAAUCAAGAAUAACACUUUGCCUUUUAUUGCCUUUCUCUUUAGUAUCCGAUAAUGGACUAGAGUUUCCUUUUUGUGAAUAUGUGUGGUGAGGUGUGUUUGUGGGGCACUGUGUUGUGUUAUGUGUACAUGGUGCAGUGUGUCCAUCAGUUCAUGACUCUGACAUCAUCAUCAUUAUGAUCAUUAUUAUCCUACAUUAUUAUUCCUACUGGGUAUUGAACCCAGGGACACUUUACCACUGAACAACAUCCUCAGUUCAUAUUUAAAAUCUUUUUAUGUUGAAACGGGGUCUUGUUAAAUUGCUGAGGCUGACCUUGAAAUUGUGAUUCUCCCAUGCCAGCCUUGCAACUUGCUGAGAUUACAGGCAUGCACCACUGUACCCAGCUGACAUUAUUAAAGAAUUUGAGCCACUUUACUCGUGGAAUGUCCCACCAUCUGGAGGAUUUUGUUUGGUUGGUUUCCUGAUUGUUUCCUCAUUAUGCUCCUUUUUUUUUUUUUGCAAGAAUACUAUGUAAGUCAGGUUGUUUCUUCCUGUUGCAUCACAUCAGGAAGCACAUGUCUAACAUCUCUUCAUAAUAUUAAGAAGGAUCAGUGGCUGCAGGUGCUAUCUGGCUGGUCCAACCAUUAUCAACGUCUAUGAUUGAUUAUUAAGCUCUGAAAUUCACUAAGCCUAGUUUUUAUAGAAGGUGAAGCUAUACAUGUAAACAUCCAUUUCUUAAUAACCAGAGUUCAUGAUCCCCAAAGAGACUACCCACUGCAGAUAAAUGAUAUACCAGUGGCAAAGGAUUCAUACCUUUCCAUUUAACAGAAGGAAGAGAAACAGGACAGUUGCCUGUGUGGGCAAUAUGUGGGCAUGCUGGCCGAUGAGAAUUUGUAUGGUCAUGUAGCCAGAGUUGAAAUACAUGUAACACUGCAUCCCCCUAUCCUUAAUGACUUCCCACUCAGACCCAUAGUUUAUUCAGAGAACCUUCUUGUUGAGAGGAAUUUCCGAAUGUUUCUCGGAGGGAGAAUCUUAGAUCUUAUAAUAUGUUGUAGCCCUCCAAAGGACCAUAGCACAUAAUCAAAUACAAAGUAUUUAUGUGGUAUUAAAAUCUUAUGAAGGAUGGAAUAAGGGGUGGGAGGACAUGAGUAGGAGUAAAAUGCCAAAAAAGUUCCUCAGUAGAAAAAUAAUGGGGGAAAAAAGUAGAAUAAGAAACACUCAUCUAGAGUCAUUCCUGCUCCUUAGGUUGUCAAUUUUUUUCUUCCCUGAGUAUUUUCUCAUUUCUUAGGACCCAGAGUCUCAGAUUCAGGAUGAAUGGGAGGAGCUUUGAGAGAUUUCUUAAUCCAUUCCUUCUACCUCCCAGGCCAUGUCAGUGACAUUCCCAUUGAAAAUCUGUUCUCCUCUCACAGAUCUCCAGGCAUGGAAAUUCUGUAUCAUCCUCUGGUAGAACCUACUGAAACUCCACAAUAUAUGAAAUCCUUCCACUUUGAUUCCAGCAAAGUACUGUUUGAAUUUCAGCACAUCUUUUCUGUGUCCCACCUUUAAUAAAUCCAGGGACAGUGCAGCAUAAGUAAUUACAUAAUAAAGAGAACUUCAUUUGCACAUCUGUGAAGUUUUUCAAGACUGUUCCCAAUGGUCCUUCAAUCUUGUUUCCUUUAGAGUUCUCCCAAUGACAGCACCUUCUUGGCUGACCUGUUGGUAUCCAUUUCUAUUGUUCAACUAGAAAGCUUCCCAAAGCUCUUCCCCAAGUUUGCAUUAUGAAUGUCACCAACCAUAAACCUGAUAAGAAAUUAGUUCAUGCCUUCCAGAAACCCUGUUGUGUCUUUGUUAAGUCCUGACUUUCUUUUUAUACACUUAUAGAAUUUUAAAAGAAAUUAAGUAUCCAUACAAAACUCUUCCCUAUGUUAUAACCAACCAUUUUGGCUAACCUCCCUGAAUUUUCUUUCUUCCUAUUUUUAACAUCUCUAUUAGAUUACACUGCUUGGGUUGGGUUGUUGUUUUCAAUCACCUCUUUAACAGGAAAAACAUGAAGGAACUAGAGUUCCACUCAUCUCUUUGUGGUGGUUUUUGCCAAUCUAUCAGUGAUAGAAGCACAUCACUUCCUAUGGUCUCUAAUCUGGUGUCCCUUCCAAACCCCAUUAGUAUCACGCUGUAAGGGGGAAAAAAAAGCUGUAGGAAAAGUAUGGCUAUGUCUUCAAGAAAUGGUAAAAAGGCACAAUUAAUAAGAGAGGGAGAUGUCAUCUGGAUAACAACAUUUCUCUUGCUGUGACCACUUUGGUCUUUGGGUGAUUCUUAGAAUUAGCCAAACAAAGUGUGUUUUGAAAUAAUGAUUGCUUUCCUGCUUUAAAAAAAUAUAUCAGCAAAACACUUUUAUAAUAGACUAUUUCCCUCUGGGCAGGUAUUAAUUCUGGGUAAGAAUUUUCAGUGACAUUAUGUAAGAAUGUGUAUAACAUAGAGGGAAGAGUCCAGUUCUAAUCAAACCAUUAAGCUGUCAUACUAGCUUCUUGUGUUCUGAUUCCAGAGUUUUCUUGUAUCUUUUCUACAUACUUCUGGAAAAAAAUGUUGACUAUAUUUUUAAUUCCAUUUGUUAUUAAAUUAAGGGUUUGACUAUAAGAAAAAUAGACUAACAAUUAAAUCAAUUAGAAAAGCAAGAUAAAACUAAAGGAUAUUUAUAAAAUCAGUUCUAUGUGGGCUUAGAAAUUCAAAUGUCAUAAAUAAAAGACAUGUAACCAUCA